CAGCUGGAGCCGCUGAGAGCUCGCCUCCCUCUCCCGCCCGGCGCCUCGGGAGGCGCCUUCUGCGGCGGGCGGACCGACUCCUCGGCGCGGCGGGGCCGGGGCAGGCUGGACGCAGCAUGAUGCGCGCAGUGUGGGAGGCGCUGGCGGCGCUGGCGGCGGUGGCGUGCCUGGUGGGCGCGGUGCGCGGCGGGCCCGGGCUCAGCAUGUUCGCCGGCCAGGCGGCGCAGCCCGACCCCUGCUCGGACGAGAACGGCCACCCGCGCCGCUGCAUCCCGGACUUUGUCAACGCGGCCUUCGGCAAGGACGUGCGCGUGUCCAGCACCUGCGGCCGGCCCGCCGGGCGCUACUGCGUGGUGAGCGAGCGCGGCGAGGAGCGGCUGCGCUCCUGCCACCUCUGCAACGCGUCGGACCCCAAGAAGGCGCACCCGCCCGCCUUCCUCACGGAUCUGAACAACCCGCACAACCUGACGUGCUGGCAGUCCGAGAACUACCUGCAGUUCCCGCACAACGUCACGCUCACGCUGUCGCUCGGCAAGAAGUUCGAGGUGACCUAUGUGAGCCUGCAGUUCUGCUCGCCACGGCCCGAGUCCAUGGCCAUCUACAAGUCCAUGGACUACGGGCGCACGUGGGUGCCCUUCCAGUUCUACUCCACUCAGUGCCGCAAGAUGUACAACCGGCCGCACCGUGCGCCCAUCACCAAGCAGAACGAGCAGGAGGCCGUGUGCACCGACUCGCACACCGACAUGCGCCCGCUCUCGGGCGGCCUCAUCGCCUUCAGCACGCUGGACGGGCGACCCUCGGCGCACGACUUCGACAACUCGCCCGUGCUGCAAGACUGGGUCACGGCCACCGACAUCCGCGUGGCCUUCAGCCGCCUGCACACGUUCGGCGACGAGAACGAGGACGACUCAGAGCUGGCGCGCGACUCGUACUUCUACGCCGUGUCCGACCUGCAGGUGGGCGGCCGCUGCAAGUGCAAUGGCCACGCGGCCCGCUGCGUGCGCGACCGCGACGACAGCUUGGUGUGCGACUGCAGGCACAACACGGCCGGCCCGGAGUGCGACCGCUGCAAGCCCUUCCACUACGACCGGCCCUGGCAGCGCGCCACAGCCCGCGAGGCCAACGAGUGCGUGGCCUGUAACUGCAACCUUCACGCCCGGCGAUGCCGCUUCAACAUGGAGCUUUACAAGCUGUCGGGGCGCAAGAGCGGAGGCGUCUGCCUCAACUGUCGCCACAACACGGCCGGCCGCCACUGCCACUACUGCAAGGAGGGCUACUACCGCGACCUGGGCAAGCCCAUCACCCACCGCAAGGCCUGCAAAGCCUGCGAUUGCCACCCUGUGGGCGCCGCUGGCAAAACCUGCAACCAGACCACGGGCCAGUGCCCCUGCAAGGAUGGUGUGACCGGCAUCACCUGCAACCGCUGUGCCAAGGGCUACCAACAGAGCCGCUCCCCCAUCGCCCCCUGCAUAAAGAUCCCCGUGGCACCGCCGACCACUGCAGCCAGCAGCGUGGAAGAGCCCGAAGACUGUGAUUCGUACUGCAAGGCCUCCAAAGGGAAGCUGAAGAUUAACAUGAAAAAAUACUGCAAGAAGGACUACGCCGUCCAGAUCCACAUCCUGAAGGCGGACAAGGCGGGGGACUGGUGGAAGUUUACGGUGAACAUCAUCUCCGUGUACAAGCAGGGCACCAGCCGCAUCCGCCGCGGUGACCAGAACCUGUGGAUCCGCUCGCGGGACGUCGCCUGCAAGUGCCCCAAAAUCAAGCCCCUCAAGAAGUACCUACUGCUGGGCAACGCGGAGGACUCGCCCGACCAGAGCGGCAUCGUGGCGGACAAGAGCAGCCUGGUGAUCCAGUGGCGGGACACGUGGGCGCGGCGGCUGCGCAAGUUCCAGCAGCGCGAGAAGAAGGAGUUGUAAUGGACCCAGAUGGAACUUGUAACAUGGGCCCCACAUGAUAGAACUAAAUUCAGAUAUCAAUUAAAUAAACUCUUGUACACUGUUCU
This is a messenger RNA of Lipotes vexillifer (Yangtze River dolphin), 2005 nucleotides long. RefSeq names its product netrin 1 (gene NTN1). The transcript is spliced from 8 exons. Gene Ontology annotation, cellular component: basement membrane. Lineage: Eukaryota; Metazoa; Chordata; Mammalia; Artiodactyla; Lipotidae. The record is from RefSeq and is a predicted model, not a curated record. The coding region runs from base 117 to 1919 and encodes 600 amino acids. Gene Ontology annotation, molecular function: protein binding. Gene Ontology annotation, biological process: animal organ morphogenesis; tissue development; dendrite development.